This is a messenger RNA of Raphanus sativus (radish), 1786 nucleotides long. RefSeq lists its product as uncharacterized. The record is from RefSeq and is a predicted model, not a curated record. The transcript has 2 exons. The coding region runs from base 14 to 1315 and encodes 433 amino acids. Lineage: Eukaryota; Viridiplantae; Streptophyta; Magnoliopsida; Brassicales; Brassicaceae.
ACUGACAUCUAUCAUGGGGAAAGGAAAGAAAUCAGCUCAACAAGCCGAAUCAUCCAAGGAAGAAAAGCAUGCAGAGGCUGAAGGAAGUCGAAGGUUACUCGCUGAUGGCGAACCUGAAUCGCCUCCACCGAGAAACGAUAUGCCCGUCUCCGAUGCACUCCCUGAGGUCACCGAGGAGCUUGACUCAUUCAAUACCGCUAAUGAGAAAGCCCCUUCAGAGGAGAGCGAUGAAAGGACUCCAGGUCUUGGAGAGGAGCCAUCUGUGAAGGUUCCUGAAGCAGAUCCGCAACCGCAAAUCGGAUCCACUGGUGCUGCCAUUCAAGAUGUUCCGGUCACUGCUAAAUCACCAGAAGAAAAGGAUGAAUCUGCUCUACCUCUGGCGAUCAUUGAAGUUGAGAAGGAGCUAAGUGAAGCUGAGUCUGAUUCAGCCAAGAAAGUGGACGAUGAACCCAAGGAUGAUGCUGUUACUGUGGGUUCUGAAUCAGAUGAAGCUUCCCAGAAGGAAAGGAGGAAGAAACGGGUGCUGAAGAGAUUAGGGUUGCGCUCUGGGAAACAGAGAAAGACAGGGGAGUCUAGUACACCAACUCAAUCUCAGUUUCUCACACCAGAAGAUGCAGCCAAGUCUCCAUAUUUGGCUAAGGAAGCAGGAGCCUCGCCUCAGCUGAGAUCGAGAAGGUCUGGUGAUAAAAGUGCUGAACCAAUGCCUCCUCUCAUCAAGAAAAGGUAUGAUCAGUUCCUUAAGCGUAAGGUACUUGCUGAGCGUUCGGUGGAUCUGAAGGAAGCUGAUCAGUGGGGUUACUUGGCCGUUAUCAAGAAAGGAUCUAUGGAAUCAACUGUCUCGAAUCUUGCAGUGUAUGUUGAGCAAGUUGUAGCUGAGUUCUAUGCAGGUCUGCCGAGUACUAAAGCUGAAGCGGAUGUUGAUGAAGUGGUUGUCUCUGUACGGGGACAAGAGUACAAGUUCUCACCUGCGCACCUCAAUAAUGCCAUAGAUUGGGAACCACUUACUGAGGAAGAAGAGGAGGAAGCCGCAACGUUGGAUGAUAUCUCGGUAACUGAGUUAGCUUCUUUCAUCACCGGAGAUACAAAGACAGAAUGGGAUGGUCUCACUACAGCGGACCUUACUCCAUGCUACGGGGCCUUGAUGAUCAUAGCUGCAUACAACUGGAUUCCCUCGACUCACAAGACAUAUGUCUCACUUGAGAGAGCAAGACUGAUCUACAAGAUGGCUCAUGGAGUCCGUGUUGAUUUGGGGAAGAUGAUGUUCAGACAGAUUCUUAAUCUUGGAGUGAUUCAAGUCAAUGAUGCCGCUGGUUGAUCUUCCCUCGCUUGAUCAUGGCACUUCUUCAAAGUCAGCAGGCGGUUCCAUCCUAUCCUAGUGACAAGCUCCAACGUCCGGUUCUCUACAAGAAGGAUAAACGAGUGGGCGAGAUCUAUGAGCAGAGACUGGCAAAAGGAAAGGGACCAGCUAAAGCUGAACCAAAGAGAAGCUCUGCAAGGACAACCCGUCAGGCAUCUCCUGCUCCGAUCCCUGCUCCACGAACUGCUACACCAAGCUCCAGAACUGCACCACGUCGUGUAUCCUUUAUGAACUUGGAUCAGUUGCCAUCCCUCAAGGACCACUCAGCCGUGUUGAUUUGCAAGUGGCACUACAGGACACAACACGAGCCCUUCAAGCGCUAGCUGAGAUAGUUCAGGAUCUUCAGAGUGCUGUAGCAGGGGGAGAAGAAGAAGACUAGGAUGUAGAAGACCAAGAUUGUGGGGGAGCUGUGUUUUGUUGCUUUGUUUU